Phytophthora sojae is the source of this 693-nucleotide messenger RNA. RefSeq lists its product as hypothetical. NCBI's taxonomy places the organism in Eukaryota, Oomycota, Peronosporomycetes, Peronosporales, Peronosporaceae. The transcript has 2 exons. The annotation marks the transcript as partial. The record is from RefSeq and is a predicted model, not a curated record. Gene Ontology annotation, molecular function: protein binding.
GUGGAUACUGCUGCUGCGGACGGCUACUUUGAUGUGGUGCAGUGGUUCCACGAUAACUGCGACGUGAGUUGCACGGGUUCGGUCAUUGAUGGAGCCGCAAAGAACGGCUAUCUUGACGUUGUCAAGUGGCUGCACGAGCACUGUCGAGAGGGCAACCGUAACGAAGGGUGCACCACUUUGGCAAUGCAUUGGGCAGCCUUGCAUGGUUAUAUGGAGGUGGUCGAGUGGCUUCACGAGAACCGGAAAGAGGGCUGUCGACGAGAUACCCUGAAAGAUUGUGUCAUUCGUGGUAAACUUGACAUAGUCAAGUGGCUGUAUACUAACAAAAGGGAAGUGUCAGACCUUGAUGGAGUUAUCGAUCACGCUGCUGGAUUCGGUCACUUGGAACUUGUGCGGUGGUUUCACGAAAACACCAACGAACGAUGCACUAGAGCCGCGAUGUGUAGAGCUGCUGGGAAUGGGCAUCUGAGUGUUGUAAAGUGGCUACACGAGCACCGGCGUGAAGGCUGUACAACAGAUGCAAUGGAUACUGCAGCCAUGCGCGGACACCUGGAAGUGGUGAAAUGGCUACAUGCGAAUCGAGAUGAAGGCUGCACUACCGAAGCUAUGGAUGGAGCAGUGAGGGGAAACCACUUGGGUCUUGUGAGGUGGCUGUGCCGCCAUCGUUCAGAAGGGUGUACGACUUCUGCGAUC